AUGUCAACGUCAUUUUAUGAUCAAAUGAAUGGUCUAACCGACAACUUAGAUGUAUCACCACUCGAUGAAAGCGCGUUAGAUAAUGGAACUUCGUCUGAGUUCUCACCAGAAUUAAAUUUAGAUCUCUCUUAUGAAGUUCCAACUGACAUAUUGGAUGCUUUUCUAUCUGGAAUGCCAUCUCGUUCUGAUAGUCUGGAAAUUAUUGCACAGCCAUGCUAUAGUUCUAAAUUGCGAACUCGUAAAGAUAAUCAAAGAGAAAAAAGACGAAAUACUCUCAAAGCAAAAAAUAAAAGUUCUUCUUUCACCGGUCCAACAAUUCGUAUCCCAAAAUGUUACUUUAACGCUGCAGAACAAUAUUAUAUUGGUGUUUUUCUUGUGACGGUUUUUCAUGACAAAUCAAAUUGUCGCUAUAUACAUCCAUAUGGACUGAAAGAUGUGGAUCAUGAAGAUCGGAACGAUCAAGGCAGUAAUUCUGUUUGGUUUCCAAUCGAAGAUGAAGGUCCAUAUGGUAUUAAAAGUUUUUCAGGUUUACGGAUUGAUAAAAAAACUGAACAGGAGGUGAAAAACUAUGGUGAUUUCCGCCCAUUUGAUGGCGAUUAUUCAAGUUUAGUGAAUAAUCUUGUUCCAGAGUUAACUUCAGGAAGAAAAAUAGUUCAAGAAUAUAAUCUUAAAAAAACUCAAUUAGCAUUUACGAUUGGUAGAAAAAUAAAUAUCGAAGACAAAUUUCCAACAAUUCUUGAUCUUGGUUUAACGAUCUAUUCGGAAGAAAUGGUGGAAGAUGCUGAGAAAGAGAUAGUUGAAGACACUAGACCUACUGAAUCAGUCGUACAGUCCCAUUCGCCACCACCUGAUUGUCGUAUGUACAAAUAUGCACCACGAUAUGGUUAUACAACAGGCAAAGAAGAGGUGCUUAUUUUUUAUACCAAAAAACUUGAAGAAAACAAAUAUGGAAAUUUACAAGUUACAUUUCAAUAUGACAUAUCUAAUAUUGAAUGGCAAACAUCAUUUGCCGCUACUGAUAUCGAAGUUAAAGGUCAAAUGGUAUCAUUUAGAACACCAUUGUUUCCAUAUUCUAUUAAUGAACCUACACCUGUCAAAAUAAUAUUACAACAAAAAGAAAGAAUGUUAGAAACAUUACGAUAUUUUUAUGUUCCAACCUCACAAUGUUCUACUUGUCAAGCAAACGCAAUGAAAAAUCCAGAGCCAUUUAUAUACAAUAUGUCAAAUAAACGCAUGAAACCUAGUCUAUGGCCCAAUGACGAUGUAGCUGAUGCUUUUGUACCUGUUUGCGAAAGUGAAACUGACUUGCAACAAUCAACAUCAGAACCGGAAUCACAGUCAGCUCUCAGCCCAUCAAAUUCAGUGUCUCAAUCUUCAAUCAAUACUAAUCAAACAACCUCUACUCAACAGCUUUUGGAUAAACUUUUAGAUGAUGUUGUAAAAUUAUUUACUGAAAACGAUUCUAAACCAAUUUUACGGUUCUGUCGACCAUUUAUUGCAAAACGCCCUGAAUUACUUCAUAUGGCUAUUCAGAAUAAUCGUUCUGAUCUUCCAUCAAAAUUUAUUUCUAUUGCGAAGUUUGAUUUACUGAAACAAAAAAAUGAGUUGGGUGAAACUGUACUGUUACAUGCUACACGCCUCAAUCGUAUCGAUAUUGUCCAAGCUCUCCUGGAAAAAAACGACUUCGAUAAACUGCUCGAAGAUAUCAAUAGUAGAAAACAGAAUAUUUUUCAUAUUCUUGCAAUGAAUGUAAAUUCUCAAGAUAUACUCGAUCUAGUAGUUGAACAUCUGGUGAAAAAAUCAAUCAAUAUUUCAGAGAAGUUUGAUCAUGUCGAUGAUGAUUAUCAUACACCAUUACAAUUAGCUAUUAUAAAGAGUAAUCUUUCAGCAACACGUCAGUUUUUGAAACAUUUUAAUAAAACUGUAUGCGACAACAAUAAUAAUAGGGGUGAUAAUCUUAUUCAUCUUGCUGUACGUUAUAGUGAUUUAGCAAUGCUAAAAUUAUUACUCGAUGAUGGAAAACUAAUGGAGCAAGGCACUCAAUCGAAUUUAACGAUGACACCACUUGAGCUGGCUCGAUCAAUGAAACGAAACGAUAUGAUAGAAUAUUUCAAUGAAAUAUACUGCCAACCGGAAGUCGAUGAAAACGAUAGUUCAGAAGAUGAGUAA
This is a messenger RNA of Rotaria sp. Silwood1, 2169 nucleotides long. The record is from the annotation of a GenBank genome assembly. NCBI's taxonomy places the organism in Eukaryota, Metazoa, Rotifera, Eurotatoria, Philodinida, Philodinidae.